Elaeis guineensis (African oil palm) is the source of this 1493-nucleotide messenger RNA. Lineage: Eukaryota; Viridiplantae; Streptophyta; Magnoliopsida; Arecales; Arecaceae. The record is from RefSeq and is a predicted model, not a curated record.
AAAGGACAAAAAGCAGCAACUGGUACAUCUUACUAAGCUGCCGAUCCUCGUUCCACCGCCGGGAGAAGAGGAGCAGCAGCAGCAGCAUUCGCGGCGGCGGCGGCGGGGAAGAGUGAUGAUGGACCCCAAAACUCUCUUCCCGCUUCUUUGGAUCGCACUACUCUUCCCUUCUUCCACCGCUUCCUGCUCCACUCACAGCUGCAAGGUUCCCCCGUUCUUUCUCCCUCUCCUCCUCUCAGAGAUCCGAAAGACCUCUUCCUCUUCCCUUUCCCUCUCAUUUUGAUCUGAUCCUCCUCUUAUUCUUGAUGCCUAUCUAUACAAUACCGCGGUUGCUGGACGCGUGUUCGCCGGCGGAUGACUGCGCUCCGGGCCUCUACUGCGCCACCUGCCUGGCCUCCGGUGAAGGGGCUGCCCUUCAACAAGUACGCGUGGUUGGUGACUCAUAACUCCUUCUCCUUUGUCGAUGAACCCUCAUCCACCGGCGUCCAGUGCAUCACCUUCUACAACCAGGAAGAUACCGUCACCAACCAAUUGAGAGAAUUCCCCUUGAUUCAUCCCUCCUGUUUGCAUGAUUCCUGAAUUUUUCUUUCUUUCUUUCUUUCUUUUUCCUUUUUUUUUUUUGUGCAUUUUUGGCGUUAUGUUAAUCAAUGAACCAUUACAGAAUGGCGUCCGGGUUUUGAUGCUGGACAUGUAUGAUUUUGAGGACGAUAUCUGGCUCUGCCACUCGCUGCAGGGCCGGUGCUACAACUUCACUGCCUUCGAACCAGCGAGUAACACUCUGAGGGAGGUGGAGGCAUUCCUGACUGAGAACCCUUUGGAGAUCGUGACUAUCAUGAUUGAAGAUUAUGUGCAUGCUCCUAAGGGGUUGAUGAAGCUGUUUGCGAAUGUCGGCUUGGUCAAGUAUUGAUAUCCGGUCUCCACUGGUCUUUAGUUUGAUGCUUCGAAGGAGGCUGAUGAAGGGAUUGCUUACCAGUGGAGGUAUAUGUUGGAGAAUGAACGUGGAGGUCCAGGAAUUGUACCAGGCUCCUGUCCAAAUAGAAAGGAAUCACAACCACUGAAUUCAAGAUAUGCAUCUCUAUUUCUUCAAAAUUACUUCCCCACGAUCAAUGUUGAAAAUAAAGCUUGCCAAGAACACUCAGUUGGACUUGCUGAAAUGGUUGAUGCUUGUUAUAAAGCAGCUGGAAAUUUGAUGCCUAACUUCAUCGCUGUGAAUUUUUACAUGGCCAGGGCACCGAAUGGAGCCUGUAAGAACACGGGAGCAUCUAAUUGAACUCCCAUAACUAAUGGAGGCACCUUUUCGGGAUAUGUACAGCUGUCAGAAUCCACAUUGAGGUUUCACUUAUAUGAUCUCUUGGUGAUAAAUUUGCCUUUUGCUUUGCUGAUGUUAAUGUUCUCAUUGUAGCUGAUCGUGCACAUUAUAUUAUUGCAUCAUUUGUUAAUGAGCAUUUGCCUUUUGAUGGGCUCCCAUUUUCAUCAUUUUGUUCUUCUUCAAA